Molecule: messenger RNA, 741 nt
Organism: Colletotrichum spaethianum
Lineage: Eukaryota; Fungi; Ascomycota; Sordariomycetes; Glomerellales; Glomerellaceae
Product: nicotinamidase
Exons: 3
Coding region: 1-741 (246 amino acids)
Source: RefSeq, a predicted model, not a curated record
AUGUCGGAGGCCCAGUUCAGACCGGCGUUGAUCGUCGUCGACUUCCAGGAGGAUUUCUGUCCGCCGGGCUUGGCGAGGCGUGCGCCGUCUCCUCGAGGAACCGUCCGGAAACAUGGCUCACUCGCCGUGGCCGACGGCCGCGACAUCCAUCCCGUCGUCAACUCGCUGCUGCGUCUGCCGUUUGUGACCAAGAUCGCCACCAAGGACUGGCACCCCAGAGACCACAUCUCGUUUGCCUCCAACCACGAGGACAAGCAGCCGUUUGUCGAUGCCAUUGACAUCGUCAACCCGCGAAACAGCACCGAGACUUUCCACACACGCCUGUGGCCGGUGCACUGUGUGCAGGGGACGCCCGGCGCAGCCCUGGUGCCGGAGCUGGAUCUCUCGGCGGUCGACACCGUCAUCGAGAAGGGCCAGAACGAGGCCGUCGAGAUGUACAGCGCCUUUUACGACCCCUUCCAGUCGCCGCGGGUGUCGGACAGCGGACUCGCGGCGGCUCUCAAGGACAAGGGCAUCACGGACGUCUAUGUGGUCGGUCUGGCUGGCGACUACUGCGUCAACUGCACCGCCGCAGAUGCGAACAAGGAAGGGUUCCGGACCUUCAUCGUCGAGGAGGGCACGAGGCCAGUGGACGCCGAGCAAUGGGUCAAGUGCAAGGGCGAGUUAGAGGCCAGCGGUGUCAAGAUUGUCAGCGUGGAGGGUCCGGAGGUCCGGAGGGUUGGAACGGCUUCACGAGGAUGA